This is a messenger RNA of Arachis stenosperma, 929 nucleotides long. Its product is annotated as V-type proton ATPase 16 kDa proteolipid subunit. The record is from RefSeq and is a predicted model, not a curated record. Gene Ontology annotation, cellular component: proton-transporting V-type ATPase, V0 domain. Gene Ontology annotation, biological process: proton transmembrane transport. Bases 169 to 663 code for a protein of 164 amino acids. Gene Ontology annotation, molecular function: proton-transporting ATPase activity, rotational mechanism. NCBI's taxonomy places the organism in Eukaryota, Viridiplantae, Streptophyta, Magnoliopsida, Fabales, Fabaceae. The transcript is spliced from 3 exons.
CAAUAAACGUAGAGAGGGGGCCACCGAGAAACUUCCACUCAAUCAAACAAAAACUAAAAUCGCAGCAUCUCAACACACACUUAAUAGAUCUCCUUCUUCUCCUCCUCCCUCUCCUUGAUCCAUUCUUUCUUCUCACAAUCGCCGGAUCCCAACUUUAAUCAACAAAACAUGGCUGGUUUCAGCGGCGAUGAAACUGCUCCUUUCUUCGGAUUCCUCGGCGCUGCCGCUGCCCUAGUUUUUUCCUGUAUGGGUGCGGCUUAUGGCACUGCAAAAAGUGGGGUUGGGGUUGCAUCGAUGGGUGUGAUGAGACCCGAGCUUGUGAUGAAAUCAAUUGUGCCAGUUGUCAUGGCUGGUGUGUUGGGUAUCUAUGGUUUGAUCAUUGCGGUUAUCAUCAGUACUGGGAUUAACCCUAAGGCCAAAUCUUACUAUCUCUUUGAUGGCUACGCUCACCUUUCUUCUGGUUUGGCUUGUGGCCUUGCUGGUCUCUCUGCUGGCAUGGCUAUUGGCAUUGUUGGGGAUGCUGGUGUUAGAGCAAAUGCCCAACAGCCAAAGCUUUUCGUUGGAAUGAUUCUCAUUCUCAUCUUUGCUGAGGCGUUAGCGUUGUAUGGACUCAUUGUUGGCAUCAUCCUUUCUUCCCGUGCCGGCCAAUCCAGAGCUGAAUGAUUAAUAGAGAGUUCCCUGUUGGUUGUGGUGCACAGACGCGUAGAUUGUGAAUGUUACCAGGGAUUUUGUAUUGGCAAGCUUUUUAGCUUUGUCAUGCUCCUCAUUCGUCUUUUGCAGGUUAUCCAGGAAUAAAACCCGUCAAACUAUUUAUUUGGUCAUCACUGUGUUUAGUAUGUUCGAUUCAAACUAGAUUGGAUUUCUCUGUAAUAAACAGAUGUUUGUGUUGGUUACUAUAUUGUUUAAUUAGUAUUAUUUCAUACUCUUCA